AUGGCUGACUCCGAUGGCGAGUACGUCGCCGACGACAUGUCGGACGACGACAUCAUGGACCACCGCGUCACUGACGACGACCCUAAAGGCGCCGGGGGGAAGUCUUCGCGACCGCAUAAGAAGGAUCGUAACGCGACCCGGGCCUGGGAAAAGUCGAAGCGCACCUGGGAGACGAACCUCCCCGAGGAGGACCAGGACGGGCUACUGAGCCUGACGGCCCUCGAGGCCGAGAAACGCAAGCGCCUGCUCCGCGACACGACACCGCUGCAGAGAGGCAUCAUCCGGCACCUGGUGCUCGUGCUCGACAUGUCGUUCGCCAUGGCGGAAAAGGAUCUGCUGCCUACGCGGUACCGCCUCACGCUGAGGUACGCCGCCGCCUUUGUCCGCGAGUUCUUUGAGCAGAACCCUAUAUCUCAGCUUGGAAUCAUUGGCAUGCGCGACGGUGUUGCGGUGAGGAUUAGUGAUGUUGGGGGGAACCCGGCUGAGCACCUGGAGCGGUUGAAGGGCUUGGAGGAUCAGGACCCUCAGGGCAACCCGAGUCUGCAGAACGCUCUGGAGAUGUGCCGGGGAGCUCUAUUCCACGCGCCAUCACAUGGCACUCGAGAGGUGCUUAUCAUUUACGGCGCCCUACUAUCGAGCGACCCGGGCGACAUCCACGAGACGGUUGGCAACCUCAUUACGGACCGGAUACGUGUGUCCAUCGUCGGACUGUCAGCACAGGUGGCCAUCUGCGCUGACCUCUGCUCGAGGACAAAUGCCGGCGACGAGUCGCAGUAUAAUGUGGCCAUGGACGAGGUGCACUUCCGUGAGCUCUUCCUCGCCGCCACCACGCCCCCGGUCACUCGGACCGCUGAGCAGAGCACGGCAAGCUUACUCAUGAUGGGCUUCCCGUCCCGUACACUCGUGGCCGGUGGCGAUACAAGCUACUGCGCCUGUCAUAACCGACCCUUCCGCGAGGGCUACCUAUGCACACGCUGUUCCGCCCGCGUCUGUCGCCUCCCCGCCGAGUGUCCUGCCUGCGGGCUCACCUUGAUUCUUUCCACCCAUCUCGCUCGCUCUUACCACCACCUGUUCCCUCUACGAAACUGGGUCGAGGUUCCUUGGGCUGACGCCGCCCGCUCCGCAGCCUGCUUCUCCUGCCAGGCGCCAUUUCCUGAACCGCCAAAGACAAAGGCCCCUGAUAAGCCUAAGGAGGAUGCGGGACCCAAACCGGCAAAAGGCGUCAGCGAGAGCGGCCGCUACGCGUGUGAGGUGUGCCGGCAGCACUUUUGCAUCGACUGCGAUGUGUUUGCCCACGAAGUCAUCCACAACUGCCCGGGCUGCCAGAGUAUAGUCCAAAAGAUGGAUGGUCCCGUUUCGGCUGAGCCGAACGGUACGGCGCACAGCAACGGCGAUGUAGUCAUGACAUAG
Fusarium keratoplasticum is the source of this 1410-nucleotide messenger RNA. Its product is annotated as General transcription and DNA repair factor IIH. Gene Ontology annotation, cellular component: transcription factor TFIIH core complex; transcription factor TFIIH holo complex. The transcript has 2 exons. The coding region runs from base 1 to 1410 and encodes 469 amino acids. Gene Ontology annotation, biological process: DNA-templated transcription; nucleotide-excision repair; regulation of transcription by RNA polymerase II. Lineage: Eukaryota; Fungi; Ascomycota; Sordariomycetes; Hypocreales; Nectriaceae. Gene Ontology annotation, molecular function: zinc ion binding. The record is from RefSeq and is a predicted model, not a curated record.